Gastrolobium bilobum is the source of this 1083-nucleotide messenger RNA. RefSeq names its product F-box/kelch-repeat protein At3g06240-like. Gene Ontology annotation, molecular function: protein binding. The record is from RefSeq and is a predicted model, not a curated record. The transcript is spliced from 4 exons. NCBI's taxonomy places the organism in Eukaryota, Viridiplantae, Streptophyta, Magnoliopsida, Fabales, Fabaceae. The annotation marks the transcript as partial.
AUGGAGAGUAACAUCCCUGAGGAGAUGGUGCAGGAAAUCCUGUUGAGGUCACCUGUGAAAUCUCUUCUUCGAUUCAAAUGUGUAUGUAAGCAAUGGCUUUCUCUUAUUUCUGAUCCCUCUUUUGCAAAAUCGCAUUUUGAACUAUCUGCUGCUCCGUCCCACAGACUUCUCUUCCCAAUAUCAUAUUCUGAUUCCGAAGCUCAAUCCAUCGAUGUUGACGUGCCGUUUCACGAUGAAUCUGCUGUUGUGAGCCUCAUUCACCCCCUUCCAAAGUUUGAUGUUUCUUGUUGUAUUUUUGAAGUUUUUGGUUCCUGCAGAGGGUUUGUUCUUUUCUCGGUGUUUUCGUCAAAUCUCUAUGUAUGGAAUCCAUCAAAUGGUGUUCACAGACCGCUGUCACUGUCAUUCUCUCAUCUUAUACGAAAGAUACGUAAAUCCAAUAUUUAUACGCUUCUAAUUGGUUUUGGGCAUGACCCGUCCACUGAUGAUUACUUGGUAGUUGUUGUAUCCCAGAAUGAGGAGGGAAACCACAUGAUGCUUUUCUCUUUGAAAACCAAUUCAUGGAAAAAAAUCCAGCUUUCCCAUAUUCCCCAUACGGGUUACUACAAGUUGCAUGGAUUGUUCAUUAACGGGGCUAUUCAUUGGUUGAUUUUCCCUCAUCAUGGAAGUGAUCCAGGAGUUAUUAUUGUCUUUGAUUUGACUGAAAAACAACUAUCAGCUAUAUCUCUUCCAGAUGGUGAUUUCAAGUUCGGCUAUUUGUCUGGUCGGGAUUUGAUAAUCACUGGUGGAUGUCUCAGUUUUUGGGAACCCAGACUCGUUUGCUCCACCAAAGGUGGUGAACUUGUUGCAUUAAAUGAUGCCAAUUUGAUGAAAUUUAAUGAUAAAGGAGAAUUGCUUGAAAUUCACAGAAAAUAUGAUCGUCUGGAUUGGUUUCGGGCUAGCUUUCUAUACAGAGAGUCUACUUUGUCAAUACAUGCUCUUUGCAAUAUUGAUCUUAUUUCUUCUCAAUGUUAUUCCAAUGUAUGUAGUUCUUUUCUUCCCAUCACUUCCAAAAGAAAAAAAAAAGAGCUCCGAAAUAUUUAUUUG